ACCCUCGUAACUCCCUCCCACCGUCGCCAGGAGGAGAAGAAUCCACUUCCUCGCACAAGCCAGCAGAGGAGAUCGGAGAUGGCUGCGAGAGGUCGCCGAAGGUUCGCCGGCGGCGAUGCGCCGGCGAGGCGGUGUAACCUGGAGAGAUUCCUCGAGGCCACCACGCCUGUGGUCACGCCCAGCUGCUCCUCCAAGGAGGGCAUCAAGGGCUGGAGUCAAUCGGAUGCAGAUGAUUCAUUGCCGUUCUUCACUUUGGGAGACCUCUGGGACACAUUCAGGGAGUGCAGCGCAUACGGCACCGCUGUACCUCUUGUUCUGAAUGGUUGCCGCGAUGAUGUUGUUCAGUACUACGUCCCUUACUUAUCUGCGAUCCAGCUUUACGGAGGAUUAAGGAGGCACGUCGGUCCUUCCAGGACGGGUGCAGAGGAGAGCGACAGCGACCUGGAGCAUGAGACAAGCUCCAGCGCGAACGCGUCCUCGGUGCAGGAAACCAGCGAGAGCUCGAGCGGCAGCGAAGCUUCCAGCGACGAAUGCGAGCCCGGAAGCUGCCACGAGCAGCUCCUCUUCGAGUUCCUCGAGUCCGAGCCUCCCUACCAGCGCGAGCCGCUGGCUGACAAGAUCUGCAGCCUCGCGAAGCGGUUUCCAGAGCUGCAGACCCUCAGGAGCUGCGAUCUCUCGCCAGCCAGCUGGAUCUCCGUUGCAUGGUACCCGAUCUACGGGAUCCCGGCGGGACCAACACAGCGCGACCUGGACGCCUGCUUCCUCACCUACCACUCCCUUUCCACGCAGUUCGCAGGCGCCGGCCAGCAGCAGGGCCCCAAACCGACGGCCCCGGCCACCGCGUGCGCGGCGCCCGUGACGGCGAUGUGGCUCCCGACGUUCGCGAUGGCGUCGUACAAGCUGAAGGGCGCGGCGUGGACGCCAGGGUGGCGCGACCGGCAGCUGGCGGCGUCCCUCGCGCAGGCCGCCGACGCCUGGACCAGGCUCCUGCGCGCGGACCACCCGGACCACCGGUUCUUCGCCGCCCGGCGCGCGCCGAGCAGGAGAUGGUGAUUGAUUGGCUCGGUGGGGAGCUGGAGAUCGACCAACUAACUGUUCAGUCACAUCAUGGACUGAUGGACAGUUUGUUUGUACAAUGAAACCAAGAACAUGUAUGUGCUUGUUUUGAUUUUUGUUCUCAAGUCUGAAGGUAGUUAGGUUCAGCGAGACAGACCGGGAUCACAAAGUGCUCAUCCAGUCUUUGUUGUUUCAGUGCUUUUUGUAUCCGUGAAACUUUCAGGUGAAAGUGUAUCAGAAAAAUGUUAGGUGUAGAGAAAAUGAGAAACACCAUC
Molecule: messenger RNA, 1331 nt
Organism: Panicum virgatum (switchgrass)
Lineage: Eukaryota; Viridiplantae; Streptophyta; Magnoliopsida; Poales; Poaceae
Exons: 6
Coding region: 79-1053 (324 amino acids)
Source: RefSeq, a predicted model, not a curated record